AUCAGAGAAAAGUUCCCGAUCGGAGUGUCGCGUGUACUUACGAACGUCUUACAACAUAUUGUUCUAAUAAAUCAUUCUUUGAGAUUAUCAGAAAAUAUGUCGGUAAAUCAAGACGAGAUUUUUGUGCAAACAAAGGAAAACGCUCGCCGAGAAUUUUCGUUUGUUGACGAAGACACAGUGCCGUUAGAUGGAUCCAAAGCAUAUCCAUUACAGCCUCUGAAGCCAACGUCAGCUAUCGUGGUCACAGGCUACAUUCCCCCCGAUGCAUUAAGAUUUUCAGUAAAUUUAUUAUGCAAAGCAGCCAGCAACAUUGCUUUACAUUUCAAUGCGCGAUUAGACAGGGGCUACGUUGUACGAAACACGAAAUUUAAGGGGUCUUGGGAAGAAGAGGAAACAUGUUCUCCGGCUGCACAUACCGCCUUUCGGCGCAACUCUUACGUACAUAUUUUGAUUUUUUGUACUGCCAACGCGUUUCAGAUUGCUAUAAAUGGGGAGCACUUUUGCGCAUUCUCGUAUAGAAUGCCUCUUGAAGACAUAACAGGCAUCGAAAUCAAUGGAUCGCUCGAAGAUACUAGGUUUAGGCAGCUCAAGUUGUUUGUUUAUCCUGAUCCAAAACUAUGCAGGCCAAACAAUUUUUUAAGUUUAAGAAUCGAUCGACCACUUGUUGAAAGCCUCGGUGUUCCAAUUACGGUGGACCUUGACAGUGAAUUCAAAGUAGGAACUAGACUGUUUAUUGCUGGAAGAUUAAAACUUCUUCCUCAUUCGUUUUAUGUGAACUUACAGAAGGGAAAGAUGAUCUAUCCUCAUCCCAUAAUUACUUUCCACUUUAAUCCCCGUUUUAUGUACGGUAACUGCGCCCCCUAUGUCGUAAUGAAUUGUUGGAUGAAUGGAUCUUGGGCACACGAGGAAAGACACGAUGGACACUUAUCCUGGAUGCCUGGUCGUGAUUUUCUUUUAACCAGAAUUCGAUGUGAAUGCGAAACAUACACGAUAUGGUUGGGAGACAAAAUGAUUAGCGAAUUCAAACACAGAUUACAACCAUCUAUCAUCGAUACCCUUAGGAUUUCCGGAGAUAUCGUGCUACACGAAUUAGCAAUGACAUAAGCAACAUAAACGAACCUCGUCGUAUAAAUUUCUAUUGUUUAUUACCUAUUUUGUUAAAUAAGUAGAAUUGUAAAUUAUUUUGCAUGUGAAUGAAUUACAAUAUAUUUCAAUAUAUUUAAUUAUGUUGAUGGCUUAGGUAACACAUUAAUAUUUUAACAAAGAUUUAUUAUUAAAUAAUUGAUUAUAUUGAUUAAUGUAGCUUAGCCUGUGGACGUAUUAGUAAUAUCUUCUUUAUUUCCUCCUUCAACAAAUUAUUGUUUCUC
This is a messenger RNA of Colletes gigas, 1367 nucleotides long. Its product is annotated as galectin-9-like. Gene Ontology annotation, molecular function: carbohydrate binding; galactoside binding. The record is from RefSeq and is a predicted model, not a curated record. The transcript is spliced from 7 exons. Lineage: Eukaryota; Metazoa; Arthropoda; Insecta; Hymenoptera; Colletidae. Bases 97 to 1104 code for a protein of 335 amino acids.